Hepatospora eriocheir is the source of this 342-nucleotide messenger RNA. The record is from the annotation of a GenBank genome assembly. NCBI's taxonomy places the organism in Eukaryota, Fungi, Microsporidia, Hepatosporidae.
AUGGAGAAUAAAAAUGAAGGAAUGUCAGUUAAAAUUCUAGAUAAGUUUAAACAAUUAAUUAAUAGCUUAUUAAAAGGAUAUAUAUUAGGUUCCUUUGUUGGAGUAUUGUCUCCCCACAAUGAAUCUUUGUCAUAUAAUAUACAUUUCACAGGAUUAAAAUUCGCACAGGUUAAUUGUGUUUAUAGUUCAACUAAUUAUCUUUUAACAAAAGUAUUUAACAAAUCAAAUAGAAAGACAAGUGCAUUUAUUUCAGGAGUUUGUGCAGGUUUAGUGUGUGUUAACAGGUAUAAAAUAAUAGGAUCAGUAAUGUUUGGUACAUUCGCAAGUAUAACUGACUUGUAA